Penicillium malachiteum is the source of this 1473-nucleotide messenger RNA. RefSeq lists its product as uncharacterized. The transcript has a single exon. Lineage: Eukaryota; Fungi; Ascomycota; Eurotiomycetes; Eurotiales; Aspergillaceae. The record is from RefSeq and is a predicted model, not a curated record. The coding region runs from base 1 to 1473 and encodes 490 amino acids.
AUGGAGAUGACCCCGAACCAGCAUAUACACUCAAAUACCUUGACCCCGCCGCCCCCUACCUCGCAGAACCGUUACGGCGUUGCCCUCUAUGACCCCUACGUCCCGGAAAUUGUAUAUGGCGAAGUUGCUGUGACCCCAGAAUGGUCACAACCCAGCUUGUCAGCAGACCAAAUCCGCAAUAAUGGCGGGAAUGCGCCACCUCCAGAACCGAUCUUACCUACUGAGUUCUCUAUUCAACUGUAUAACCCCGACCAGCAAAUCGUGAUCCGUCACCAAGCCAAAACGUGGAACAAACCAGCGCGAUGGGAGUUCGAGAUGCCCCAGCGGUCAUUCCGGGUGCCGUCAUCGUCAACACUAGAUCGCGUACAGAGUGACCCAGCCGCUGCGGAUAUUACACCAAGGUUACGUUUCAGUUGGCGCAAAGAUGGGAAACUCUCGAAGGACCUUUCAUGUCUGCUUCAUGGGAAAACCACCACCAUUGCCGAUACGAAGAACAAGAGUCGCGAGCCGGAUAUUACUGUGGCGAUCUUCCAGGGAUUGAAGGAACUCACAAUGUACGAACCGAACCUUUACCGUGUUGAGAUGGAGGAUUUCAAGGGAUUGGAAGUUGUUUUGUUACUUGCUGCAGUUGCCAUCCGGGAUAUCUUCUUCGGUCCUGCUAAAGAAGCCUUUCACAUCGUCGCUGGUGGUGCCACAGCAGUCAACGGCAAGGCGCAGGCAGUUGUCCCAGGUCGGAAGAGCCCAAAAGCCCAGGCCAUGGGCGCUGUGCCCCCUCGCAGGCUACCAGCCACACGGCUUUCUAUUCCAAACGCCCAAUCCCCUGCUCCAGAACUACGCCAGCGACAAGAUCAACUUGCAGAUGAAGAGGAACGUCGAACCCAAGAGCUCCUCGCCACAGAGAAACGCGAACAGGAAAAAGCCCGACGACGCAAAGCGGCUGAGGUGGACAGCGAAACGAUGCGGUUACAACAGAUCUACGGACAAGAAGAAGCACAAGCUCGGAUGCAACGACCUUCGCCUUCCUCAAGCUCCAGACCAAAUCUUCCUGCUCGUCCCAGUGGACCUUCAAAACCAUACAACUCGCACCAAUACUCCCAGUCAUACUCCUACCUCCCUUCUCAAGCACCACAGCAACCUCCGCGCCAAUCGCGACCACAAUCAUAUUAUCCCCAACCUCGACCUACACCUGCACCUAUCCCCGAAAAUGGUCCAUACACUCAAUCAUACGGUCGACCCGACCCGCGCAUUCAAUCUACUACCAACUUUGCACCGGUCCGACCUGUACAGCCUCGACCACAAUCUUUCUAUCAAAUCCCUACGAGUAGUGGAGCUUUGCAGCCAGGUCAACCGGGUCCACAACAAGCUCGUCCACAAGUAUUGCAGCCGAAGAAGAGUAGUUUCUUUGGAUUUCGACGUAAGGAAGAAGGGAGUAGUCCGAAGAAACUUGAUAAAAAGCGGAGUUCGAUGUUUUGA